AUGAAGUAGGCACUUUUUGACAAACCGUAUUUGGCAUUUGAAUAUUAAUGCCAUCUAAUGAACACUUGAGGGAUGUUUGUGAAGUUGCCCUUCCAGAGUGAAUUUGGCUCCCAGGCCUAAUCUUUCAUGGCCCUUCUGUUCAUCCUUUCUAAGUUUUUCACCCGUCCUUCAAUUCACCAUUAUUACCAACCUCUUCCACCUUAUGCUAAAAAUAACAUGAAAAUGUUGAACAAUUGAAAAUACAGUGAGGGGAAAAAAGUAUUUGAUCCCCUGCUGAUUUUGUUCGUUUGCCCACUGACAAAGAAAUGAUCAGUCUAUAAUUUUAAUGGUAGGUUUAUUUUAACAGUGAGAGACAGAAUAACAACAACAAAAUCCAGAAAAACGCAUCUCAGAAAUGUUAGAAAUUGAUUUGCAUUUUAAUGAGGGAAAUAAGUAUUUGACCCCCUCUCAAUCAGAAAGAUUUCUGGCUCCCUGGUGUCUUUUAUACAGGUAAUGAGCUGAGAUUAGGAGCACACUCUUAAAUGGAGUGCUCCUAAUCUCAGCUUGUUACCUGUAUAAAAGACCUGUCCACAGAAGCAAUCAAUCAAUCAGAUUCCAAACUCUCCACCAUGGCCAAGACCAAAGAGCUCUCCAAGGAGCUACACAAGGCUGGAAUGGCUGGAUUGUAGACCUUCCCAAGGCUGGAAUGGGCUACAAGAACAUUGCCAAGCAGCUUGGUGAGAAGGUGACAACAGUUGGUGCGAUUAUUCGCAAAUGGAAGAAACACAAAAUAACUGUCAAUCUCCCUCGGCCUGGGGCUCCAUGCAAGAUCUCACCUCGUAGAGUUGCAAUGAUCAUGAGAACGGUGAGGAAUCAGCCCAGAACUACACGGGAGGAUCUUGUCAAUGAUCUCAAGGCAGCUGGGACCAUAGUCACCAAGAAAACAAUUGGUAACACACUACGCCGUGAAGGACUGAAAUCCUGCAGCGCCCGCAAGGUCCCCCUGCUCAAGAAAGCACAUACACAGGCCCGUCUGAAGUUUGCCAAUGAACCUCUGAAUGAUUCAGUGGAGAACUGGGUGAAAGUGUUGUGGUCAGAUGAGACCAAAAUCGAGCUCUUUGGCAUCAACUGAACUCGCCGUGUUUGGAGGAGGAGGAAUGCUGCCUAAGACCCCAAGAACACCAUCCCCACCGUCAAACAUGGAGGUGGAAACAUUAUGCUUUGGGGGUGUUUUUCUGCUAAGGGGACAGGACAACUUCCCUGCAUCAAAGGGACGAUGGACGGGGCCAUGUACCGUCAAAUCUUGGGUGAGAACCUCCUUCCCUCAGCCAGGGCAUUGAAAAUGGGUCAUGGAUGGGUAUUCCAGCAUGACAAUGACCCAAAACACACGGCCAAGGCAACAAAGGAGUGGCUCAAGAAAAAGCACAUUAAGGUCCUGGAGUGGCCUAGCCAGUCUCCAGACCUUAAUCCCAUAGAAAAUCUGUGGAGGGAGCUGAAGGUUCGAGUUGCCAAAUGUCAGGCUCGAAACCUUAAUGACUUGGAGAACAUCUGCAAAGAGGAGUGGGACAAAAUCCCUCCUGAGAUGUGUGCAAACCUGGUGGCCAACUACAAGAAACGUCUGACCUCUGUGAUUGCCAAAAAGGGUUUUGCCACCAAGUACUAAGUCAUUUUUUGCAGAGGGGUCAAAUACUUAUUUCCCUCAUUAAAAUGCAAAUCAAUAUAUAACAUUUUUGAGAUGCGUUUUUCUGGAUUUUUUUGUUGUUAUUUUGUCUCUCACUGUUCAAAUAAACCUACCAUUACAAUUAUAGACAGAUCAUGUCUUUGUUAGUGGGCAAACGUACAAAAUCCGCAGGGGAUCAAAUACUUUUUUCCCUCACUGUACAUAUAUCAUUUUGGGCUUUUGAUGUGGUCUUUAAUGUUUUGGCUGACUUCUUGUACCCUAAACUUCUCCAUCUGUUUCUCCCUCUCAGUCUAAUCAAAGCGGGCAACAAGCCCCAGACGACACCGGGAGGGAAGCCAAAGAAAGCCACCACCUUCCAGGAGUUUGAGAGCAUCACCAGCGAUGCCUGGGAGGUGGGGGACGAUGACGACGAACUGCUCGCCAUGGCCGCACAGAACCUCAACAUUGAGGUCGUCAUGGAAACCGCCAACAAGGUGAUUUCUAUGAUGUGAACAUACAAUGCAGUCAGUCGUCCUUGGGUGUUUCAAAUACGCUUAUUAUGCACUCAUAAGCCCUUUUUAUAUUAACUUAUAAGCCCUUAUAAUACAUUAAGCUGUUUUUAAGGAGUAAAAAAAAGAAAUCUUGUUAUUAUCAUUAUGCAGGUGAUUGAGAACCACAGCAAGCAGCAGGAGAAGCAGAGACAGGACGAUGCCGACGCGUCAGAGCUGGAGGAGAGAGAGGAAGAGGAGGCGCAUGAGGAAGAGGUGGAAGAAGAGGAAGAGCAGGGGGAGGAAGAGGAGGAAUCGACCCCCGAGGUGUCGUUUGCCUCUGAGCCCAGCCCGCUCAGCGAUGGCAGACUGAUGAAGUCACUGAGUGAGGCCCCCAUUGGAUCACCUAAGGGUAAGUAGAUACAGUGGGGAGAACAAGUAUUUGAUACACUGCCGAUUUUGCAGGUUUUCCUACUUACAAAGCAUGUAGAGGUCUGUAAUUUUUAUCAUAGGUACACUUCAACUGUGAGAGACGGAAUCUAAAACAAAAAUCCAGAAAAUCACAUUGUAUGAUUUUUAAGUAAUUAAUUUGCAUUUUAUUGCAUGACAUAAGUAUUUGAUCACCUACCAACCAGUAAGAAUUCCGGCUCUCACAGAAACUGUUAGUUUUUCUUUAAGAAGCCCUCCUGUUCUCCACUCAUUACCUGUAUUAACUGCACCUGUUUGAACUCGUUACCUGUAUAAAAGACACCUGUCCACACAAAAAUCCAGAAAAUCACAUUGUAUGAUUUUUAAGUAAUUAAUUUGCAUUUUAUUGCAUGACAUAAGUAUUUGAUAUAUCAGAAAAGCAGAACUUAAUAUUUGGUACAGAAACCUUUGUUUGCAAUUACAGAGAUAAUAUGUUUCCUGUAGGACUUGACCAGGUUUGCACACACUGUAGCAGGGAUUUUGGCCCUCUCCUCCAUACAGACCUUCUCCAGAUCCUUCAGGUUUCGGGGCUGUCGCUGGGCAAUACGGACUUUCAGCUCCCUCCAAAGAUUUUCUAUUGGGUUCAGGUCUGGAGACUGGCUAGGCCACUCCAGGACCUUGAGAUGCUUCUUACGGAGCCACUCCUUAGUUACCCUGGCUGUGUGUUUCGGGUCGUUGUCAUGCUGGAAGACCCAGCCACGACCCAUCUUCAAUGCUCUUACUGAGGGAAGGAGGUUGUUGGCCAAGAUCUCGCGAUACAUGGCCCCAUCCAUCCUCCCCUCAAUACGGUGCAGUCAUCCUGUCCCCUUUGCAGAAAAGCAUCCCCAAAGAAUGAUGUUUCCACCUCCAUGCUUCACGGUUGGGAUGGUGUUCUUGGGGUUGUACCCUUCUUCUUCCUCCAAACACGGCGAGUGGAGUUUAGACCAAAAAGCUCUAUUUUUGUCUUAUCAGACCACAUGACCUUCUCCCAUUCCUCCUCUGGAUCAUCCAGAUGGUCAUUGGCAAACUUCAGACGGGCCUGGACAUGCGCUGGCUUGAGCAGGGGGACCUUGCGUACGCUGCAGAAUUUUAAUCCAUGACGGCGUAGUGUGUUACUAAUGGUUUUCUUUGAGACUGUGGUCCCAGCUCUCUUCAGGUCAUUGACCAGGUCCUGCCGUGUAGUUCUGGGCUGAUCCCUCACCUUCCUCAUGAUCAUUGAUGCCCCACGAGGUGAGAUCUUGCAUGGAGCCCCAGACCGAGGGUGAUUGAUCGUCAUCUUGAACUUCUUCCAUUUUCUAAUAAUUGCGCCAAAAGUUGUUGCCUUCUCACCAAGCUGCUUGCCUAUUGUCCUGUAGCCCAUCCCAGCCUUGUGCAGGUCUACAAUUUUAUCCCUGAUAUCCUUACACAGCUCUCUGGUCUUGGCCAUUGUGGAGAGGUUGGAGUGUGUUUGAUUGAGUGUGUGGACAGGUGUCUUUUAUACAGGUAACGAGUUCAAACAGGUGCAGUUAAUACAGGUAAUGAGUGGAGAACAGGAGGGCUUCUUAAAGAAAAACUAACAGUUUCUGUGAGAGCCGGAAUUCUUACUGGUUGGUAGGUGAUCAAAUACUUAUGUCAUGCAAUAAAAUGCAAAUUAAUUACUUAAAAAUCAUACAAUGUGAUUUUCUGGAUUUUUGUUUUAGAUUCCGUCUCUCACAGUUGAAGUGUACCUAUGAUAAAAAUGACAGACCUCUACAUGCUUUGUAAGUAGGAAAACCUGCAAAAUCGGUAGUGUAUCAAAUACUUGUUCUCCCCACUGUAUCUGUCGCACGUUUCUCUCUUCUCGGUCUCUCUCUCCCUCUCUCUAUGUCUCUCUCUCUCUAUCCAUCCAUCAAUCAACAAAUAGACAAACAAAUGUAAUCGUCAGGUGAGGUGACAGAUGUGAGGAACAACUGCCUAACAAGGAAGGAAUCUUGAAAGGAGGAAUCCCACUCCAUAGGACCCAUUCUCUCCUCUGUCUCCAGUCUCCACCCACUCCUUCUAUACACAAUAUUUCCUCUCCCCCUGCCUCUGCUAUGAGCCUGCUAGGCUUUUCAUGUUCAUUCGUUAGUGUGGUAACAGCAGCAGCAGCAUAGGGUGGGGUUUGUGUUGUGUUGUGCAGUAGGGAACAGCUGUCUGUCGUCUGUCUGUGGUGGUGCCGGAGAUAAGACAGCAGCCUGUAGCAGCCCAAACCCCAGUAGUUAUCUCCAUGGAGGAGACACUGGCAGAGCAGAUACUGUCUCGUGUCUGCUCCAUUCAUCUGUGUUGUUCAGUACACACGCGCACACACACACGAAGACAGACACGCACGUCCGACGCACACAGACACACUGCCCCCUGCUCACACUCUCCACUUCCUGCUGGGUGAGACCACAUAUUGUUUCUCAUUGUUCUGCUCUCUAUUAUUGAGUCUACUGUAGUGUUUGGGUAAAUGAUCAAUCAUGGUGAUAAUGCAGUGCCUGUAUAGCUACCCCCUCUCUUCUUGUUCUUUGCCUGCACGAAGUGAUAGCACUCACACACUCCCCUUUGCAACCUUGGUGUUCAUUUUCCUUUAGUCACAUCACUAUAAUCUUGUUGUGUCUGUCUGGUAGCUCCUCUCUAGCCCCUUCUCUCCUCUCCCGUCUGUCUAACCUGGCACUCCCCUCCCUCCACGCUCUCUCUUCUCUUCCUCCCUGCCUACUGAUGUGUUGUUGUCUGCUGCUGUGGUCUGUCUGUGGACCCAGCUGCCUGGUCCUACAUUAGAUAAUGGCCCACUGCAAGGCUAUCAUUAGGCAUCAGCACCCAGGCUGCUCUCUGCUAAUGGACAGACAGACAGACAGAGAGUGGCCUGACCGCAGCCCUGCAGCACUCUACACCCUCUCUGGGUGUCCUCCACUGUCCUCUACCUUCUGCUGCUGCGAAAAACCUCUACUCUGCCCUGUAAUUGUCUGUAAUGGGGGUUUGCUGUUGCUGGAGUGGAGAAAGGUGGUUGGGUUACACAGUGUUUGUGUGUCGUUUGUGUGAUGUGUGUAUUCAAUGGGUGUGCUCGGAGGAAAGGUGCUUGCAACAGGUGUGCGUGUUUGUCUGUGUGUUUUUGCGUGUGACCAAGUGUGUGCAUCUGUGUGUGUGUGUGUCUGCGUGUUAAUUGUUCUCAGUACCUCUCCCCUCUCUCUGUUUACCCAGAUGCGGCCGGAGAGAGAGUGUCGCUCCACAGACAGCAGUCCCUGCCCCACCGGCCCACCAUCCCCAUGGUGGCUCGUAUGGCUGACCAGAACACCUCCGGGACCCCAGUCAUGACAGAGAGAGAGGCCUCCCGCCUGGACAAGUUCAAACAGGUUCUGGCUGGACCCAACACUGACCUU
This is a messenger RNA of Coregonus sp. 'balchen', 5930 nucleotides long. Lineage: Eukaryota; Metazoa; Chordata; Actinopteri; Salmoniformes; Salmonidae. The record is from the annotation of a GenBank genome assembly.